This is a messenger RNA of Chlamydomonas reinhardtii, 3184 nucleotides long. RefSeq lists its product as uncharacterized. Gene Ontology annotation, cellular component: chloroplast thylakoid. Gene Ontology annotation, molecular function: metalloendopeptidase activity; ATP binding; ATP-dependent peptidase activity. The record is from RefSeq and is a predicted model, not a curated record. Bases 206 to 2548 code for a protein of 780 amino acids. The transcript is spliced from 20 exons. Lineage: Eukaryota; Viridiplantae; Chlorophyta; Chlorophyceae; Chlamydomonadales; Chlamydomonadaceae. Gene Ontology annotation, biological process: proteolysis.
GUUUUCGCGAGUCCGGCUUGAUGAAGGUGUUGCAGUAGAGCUACGUGAAGUACUAGGUGCCUGUCCUGCUGUGCAACUUGACUCUGCAGCCGACCUUGUUUUGCCGAGACCGCCCCCAAACCAAGAUCCUUUACCCGAGCAUUGGAUUACAUGCUGACAUUAGAAAUCUAAACUAGUCGUUGGAGCGGAGCAGGUGGCGGGGACAAUGCGCAGCGCCGAACUGGGUCGGCCGCCCCGCCUGGCUCAAAGUCGGCUUAGGAAUGUAUCUAGUCACCAUGUAACAAAUUCAUGCUUGUGGCUACGGCCACCGGGCUGCCGUCGCCUGGUCGCCAGCUGCGCUGCGUCCAAAGAGAGCAGCAGUGCCUCGCUAACAGCGGAGCGAUUUAUUACGGAUGCCAAGGAACUAAAUGCCACGGGAUCAGGCCUUCCAAUUAUAGAUGGGCCGGACUGGGAGGAGCAGCACUGGGCUGCGCUCAAGGCCAUGUCGGCGGGCCGGCCGGUGGCGCUGCCCACGCCGCACGCCAAGUUCGGGCCCGAGGACCUCCAGCGCAUCGCCGCCUCGGGGCCGCGGCUGGAGGACCUGACGCUGGAGCACGCGGAGAGGCUGGCGGGGCCGGGGCAGUUGCCGGCUGCGCCCGACGGCGUGGCGCUGGCCUUCCGCUACAUCCCGCGCUCCGUGCUGGGCGACUUCCGACACGAGGUGGAGCCCGACUGGCGCUCUCUGCCGGCCAUGUCGCCCGCCGAGCUGUAUGCGGGGCUGCGGGCGCGCAACUGGACGUCGGCGCACUACGACCCCGCCGCCGAGCCGUGGCGGCUGCAGGUGUUCAGCUGCGACUACAAGCACACGGGUGUGACGGGCUGGCCGGGGUACCGGGUGGUGGUCACCUCGCGCGGCGGGCGGCGGCGCUGGGUGGACCUGGCAGAGGAGGGCGAGCUGGUGCAGCUCACGGAGCAGGCCCCGCCCGCCAGCCCCGCCGACAUCGGCUACAGCCACGUGUUCGCGCAGCUGUACCAGGCCUACGAGCCGCGCUACAGCCCCGAGGCCCUGGCGGCGCUGUACGGCAGCAGCAGCAGCAAGGGGAAGGCGGCGGCGGCGGCGGCGGCGCAGCACGACACGCCCGCCCUGCGGCACCUGGACGUGUCGUACCACGGCACCGGCAGUGCGGUGGCACCGGGCAGCGGCACCGCCUUCCUGAUGCAGCCGUCAUGGGACGCCGUCACAGGCGCCAUUCGCUGGGGCCUGGAGCGCUCCGGCUUGCCGGAGCUGCGGGCGCUGCGCGACUCGCUGCUGCCCGAGUGGCGGCCGCCCAGCCUGGAGCUCAACCGCUCAAACAACAACCUGGGCGUGGUGUACUUCGCGGUGUGCCUCACGCUGGGCAUCGUCAUCCCCGCGCUGCGCCGCAGCCGCAUCCUCGACAUCCGCACGCUGGAGGAGGACCCGGGUGCCGCCAUGGAGUUCGCGCGCUCCAAGUCGGAGGCGCGCAAGGAGGGACUCACAGGUGUGGAGUUCCGGGACGUGGCGGGUCUGGGCCCCAUCCUGAACGAGGUGGUGGAGGUGGUGGAGUUCCUCAAGGACCCGGGCACCUUCUCCAAGCUGGGCGCGCGGCCGCCCAAGGGCAUCCUGCUGGAGGGAGACCCGGGCACUGGCAAGACGCUGCUGGCGAAGGCGCUGGCGGGCGAGGCCAUGGUGCCCUUCUACCAGAUCGGCAUCGCGCUGGUGGCUGGCGAGCUGCGCGAUCGCUACGGGCGAGUGGAGCUGGUGGAGCGGGUGUCCAUCCAGCCCAAGGGCCGAGCCUACAGCCGGACCAUGUUCCAGAGGGGCACGGAUGAGGAGUAUCAGCUGAUGACCCGGGGUCGGCUGCUGGACCGCAUCCGCCUGGCGCUGGCGGGCGGCUUCGCGGUGCGCACGGCGCUGGGCGAGGAAACCAACUUCACGGCGGCGGACAUCAAGCGCGCCACCCGCAUGGCCAAGAAGUACGUGUUCUACUACGGCUUUAGCGAGGCGGGCGGCGCCGGCAUCACCACCUGGGCCAACCAGCCCUACAGCGGAGACUUCGUCAUCGGGCAGCAGCGAGCGCGCAAGGUGGUAUCCACGGACGCCAUGGACGCCUUUGCGGACUGGCCCACCGUCAGCGAGGACUUCAGGUUUGAUGCGCCCUCGCCCUCUGAUGUCACCUGGCACCGCUACACGGACGAGGUUCGGCGUGUGCUCAAGGGCUGCAGCGAGGAUGUGCUGGGCAUACUGGCGGAGCGGCAGGAGGCCAUGUGGGCGGGCAUCAAGGCGCUGUCGGAUCGCAAGGAGCUGCUGGGCUCUGAGCUGAGGGACAUCUUUGACGCCCACCCCGCCGCGCCCUCCCGCGACCGCGACGCCCGCGCCGAGCUGGCGGCCGCCAAACUGGACAUGACCAUCUUCACCGAGGGUGCCAACAGCAGGUGGCCCUACGGCAUCGAAUGGCUGGAUGAUGCCUACCCCAAGCCCUACUGGGUGCAGCAGCAGGAGGCGGAGGCGGCGGCGGCGCAGGCCAAGCAGCCGGCGGCGGCAUUGUAGGCGAGCGGCGGCGGCACCUGCUGGGUCCGGUGGUCUGGUGGGCUCCGGCUGGUCUGGUGCGGGGGGGCCUGGUUGGCCAAGUGUAUGCCCAAUGGGUGCGGCGGCCCCAUUGGUGCGGGGGGACCGGCAGAAGGAGAACUGUGUGUGCCUGUGCGUGUGCGUGUGUGUUUCGGAGUGCUGAGCCUAGCGGCGCAGUGAACUACAGGGUUUACGGGUGUGCGGCCAUGUCGCGUGAUGCUGCCCGGCUGCUGCGUGUGUAAUGCGGUUUGCGUUUUACGGCUGGCUGGGGUGCCGCGGCGUGCCUGCCUGGGGUGCAGUGGUUUGGCUGGCAGUGGGAUGCUGCGGGAUGUCUACCAGUGCGCGAGGAUGGCGCAAGCCCUUGCCACGAUGGGAUUAGGUGAGGGCGCGGGGGCUGCGAGGGCACACUGUGGCAGCACGCAACGAAUGCGCGCGGCGUGCAUCAGGCGCGUGCUAGCAAGCAGAGCAGCGCCGGUGUUGUGGCAGAUGCGCGGUGAGGCGCAAUCUGAAGUGCUAAGGUGCGAGUUGGUGUCCGCCACUGUCGCGUCAGACAAUUGGACCCAGCCUUGAGUGGCGCUGCGGGGUUGGCGGUGCCAUGCUUGUAAGCUUUCGGGUUGA